Molecule: messenger RNA, 993 nt
Organism: Cyanistes caeruleus (blue tit)
Lineage: Eukaryota; Metazoa; Chordata; Aves; Passeriformes; Paridae
Source: RefSeq, a predicted model, not a curated record
UCUUCCUUUUUUUUUUUUCUGCUUCCAGACAUGGACUACUGCUACCGAUGCAACAACAAAACCUACUGGGCUCCCAUCAACAGCUCCACGUGCUACAGAAAGACCAUCUAUUUCCUUGCCUGGACUGACUGGUUUGCUAUCUUCCUCCUCCUCCUCUCUGCUUUUGGGGUUGUGUUGGUUUUGUCCGUUUGUGUAAUAUUUACCAAAAACUUGGACACACCAGUCGUAAAGGCAUCUGGUGGUCUGACUGUCUGCUAUAUUAUUCUCUUCAGCCACUUCUUAAUUUUUUUAAGCACUGUCUUCUUCAUAGAUGUACCCACAGAAUUCAAAUGUAAAACUAGGCAAGCACUCUUUGGCAUAAGUUUUACGCUCUGCAUUUCAUGUAUUUUAAUAAAGUCGCUAAAAAUUUUAUUAGCUUUCAGCUUUGAUCCCAAGCUUCAAAAUUUCCUGAAAUGCAUGUAUAAACCUAUUCCCACUGUGGUCACCUGCACUGGAAUUCAAGUUAUCAUUUGCACCUUCUGGCUAAUAUUUAACACACCUUUUGUAAAUCAAAAUUUCUCAAUCCCAAGAGCAAUAAUACUGGAAUGCAAUGAGGGGUCCAUUGUAGCUUUUGGGAUUAUGUUGGGCUACAUCGCUGCCCUAGCAUUUAUUUGCUUCAUAUUUGCCUUUAAAGGUAGGAAGUUGCCAGAGAAUUACAAUGAAGCUAAAUUCAUCACUUUCGGCAUGCUAAUUUACUUUAUAGCAUGGAUCGUAUUUAUCCCUGUCUAUGCAACUACAUUUGGUAAAUACUUGCCAGCAGUGGAAAUCAUCGUUGUUUUAAUAUCUAACUAUGGAAUCUUCUGCUGCACUUUUCUUCCAAAAUGCUAUAUCAUCAUUUACAAGCAAGAGACAAACACAAAAUCUGCCUUUCUCAAAAUGGUUUACACUUACUCCUCUAAGAGUGCAGGCAGCGUUGCUGUUAGCCAGGUUUCUUUAGAUUCAAAAUCUUCCAGC